This is a messenger RNA of Dioscorea cayenensis subsp. rotundata (Guinea yam), 2045 nucleotides long. Its product is annotated as BTB/POZ domain-containing protein At5g03250-like. Bases 66 to 1865 code for a protein of 599 amino acids. The record is from RefSeq and is a predicted model, not a curated record. Lineage: Eukaryota; Viridiplantae; Streptophyta; Magnoliopsida; Dioscoreales; Dioscoreaceae. Gene Ontology annotation, molecular function: protein binding. The transcript is spliced from 4 exons.
CUAACCCUAACUAUGAGUUAGAUUGCAAUUGCCAUUGCCAUUGCCAUUGCUGUUGUUUGUAGGAAAUGGCUACCAUGAAGUUGGGAUCCAAAGCUGAAGUCUUUAGACUAGAUGGCCAUUCAUGGAUGUGUACAAAUGAGCUUGAAAGUGAUGUGAUUGUAGAGAUUGGAGAGAUGUCCUUUCAUCUCCACAAGUUUCCGUUGCUGAACAAAAGUGGACUCCUGCAAAAGAUGAUCAGUGAAUUCCACAGUGAAGAAGGAAAAGGUUGUGUUUUGCAGCUGCAUGACAUCCCUGGUGGUGCAAAGGCAUUUGAGCUUGUUGCUAAGUUCUGCUAUGAUGUUAGGAUGGAGUUGAAUGCUUACAAUGUGGUCUAUCUGAGAUGUGCUGCAGAGCAUCUUAAAAUGAAUGAAGAAUAUGUAGGAGGGAAUCUCAUUGUGCAAACAGAGAAUUUCCUUGAUGAAGUGUUUGGAAGCUGGAAAGACUCUAUCAAAGCACUUGAGAAAUGUGAGGAUGUUCUCCCUUAUGCUGAGGACCUUCACAUUGUGAACAGAUGUAUCAAUUCACUGGCAAUGAAAGCUUGUGCUGAUCCAUCCCUCUUUAGUUGGCCAAUGGCCGGAAGGUGCUCGCUGAAAAGCCCAGGAGGCAUAGCUCUGUGGAAUGGAAUUUGUACUGAAGACAGACCUACAUCAGUAGGUGCAGAUUGGUGGUAUGAAGAUGUUUCUUUCCUAAGUUUACCUCUGUAUAAAAGACUCAUAUUGGCUAUGGAAUCGAAAGGAAUGAAUCCUGAAAACAUUGCUGGUUCUGUUAUGUUCUAUGCAAAGAGGUAUCUGCCAGGACUGAGUAGGAAUUCAAGUUUCCGUGAAAACAAUAACCGCAUUGCUCCCACCACUGCAGUUUCUGCACCAUCAGAGAGUGAUCAGAGGGAACUCCUUGAGGAAAUAGUAGCCUUGUUGCCAAUGAAGAAGGGUGUCACUUCUACAAAGUUUCUACUUGGCUUGCUUCGCACUGCAAUGAUCUUGCACGCAAGUCCUUCAAGCAGAGAGAAUUUGGAGAAAAGAAUAGGACUACAAUUGGAAGAUGCUGCGUUAGAGGACCUUUUGAUACCAAACUUGGGCUAUUCAGUGGAGACUCUGUAUGACACUGAUUGUGUUCAGAGAAUUCUUGAUCAUUUCAUGUCAACAGAGCAAUUAUCUGCUCCAACUUCUCCUGGAAUUCUCGAUGAAGGGCAGUUGAUGGGCAGCAAUCCUUCAGUGAAACCAAUGACCAUGGUUGCAAAGCUAAUCGAUGGCUACCUUGCAGAAGUUGCACCUGAUGUCACUUUGAAGCUUCCUAAGUUCCAGGCUCUUGCUGCUGUCAUUCCUGAUUAUUCGCGGCCUUUGGAUGAUGGCAUUUAUCGGGCAAUUGAUAUUUAUCUUAAGUCACACCCAUGGCUCACAGACUCUGAACGCGAGCAACUAUGUCGGUUAAUGAACUGCCAGAAGCUGUCACUGGAGGCAUGCACACAUGCAGCACAGAAUGAGAGGCUUCCUCUGAGAGUUGUUGUCCAAGUCCUGUUUUUCGAGCAACUUAGACUAAGAACAUCCAUUGCAAGUUGGUUCUUUGUCUCUGAAAACAUGGAGAAUCCUCAUGGUCCUCAUGGAAAUCUCAUGAUGCUACAGAAGAACACUGACGGUGAAAUAACUCAAGAAUUGCAGGAAGAUGACUUGAUUCUGAGCACUGAUCAAAUGAGACAGCGUGUUUCAGUGCUCGAAAAGGAAUGCUCAAGCAUGAAGCAAGAGAUUCAGAAGAUUGGCAAGCCUAAGAAUUCAUGGAGUCUUUUUUCUAAGAAGUUUGGUUUUGGAUCAAAAUCUCAACAACAGCAGUGAUUGCACGACCAUUUCUGUUGUAUAUCAUAGCCAUCUCAAUGAUCCAAUUGUUGAAUCUCUCUAACUAGUUUGUGAUUGCUUUUUCUCCAAGUGUUCAAUCAAACAAAUCGAAGGCCUGAAUGUCAAACUCUACUGAUUCAUUGUCAAACAAUGAGGUUGGAGAAAGGCCUGAAUCGUUAA